Pollicipes pollicipes is the source of this 1311-nucleotide messenger RNA. Its product is annotated as trypsin-1. Gene Ontology annotation, biological process: proteolysis. Gene Ontology annotation, molecular function: serine-type endopeptidase activity. The transcript is spliced from 9 exons. Bases 11 to 988 code for a protein of 325 amino acids. Lineage: Eukaryota; Metazoa; Arthropoda; Thecostraca; Pollicipedomorpha; Pollicipedidae. The record is from RefSeq and is a predicted model, not a curated record.
CAGAGGCGUGAUGUGGUACUUCUGCGCAGCUCUGCUCCUCUGCGCUUCUGUUCAGGGGGUUCGGUACCGUGGCAUCCAGCCGCUGAGAACGGUCUUGACCCCACCCUCCAUCCAGAAUGCAUACUCGAAGGCAUCCAACGCCAUUCAGGACCUGGCCGGGCCUCCGCAGGAUGGCUUGAGCGGCUUCCUGCAGCCCCGGAGCGUCGCGUGUGGCAUCUCUGGCACCGGAAGCCGCAUCACGGGCGGCACGGACGCCCUGCCCGGGGAGUACCCCUGGCUGGCGGCUAUGACUGCGCGCGACGACCCGUUCGUCUUCUGCAUGGCCACAGUGGUCAGCGAGUUCUUCGUCGUGACAGCAGCCCACUGCGUUCGCAUUUUUGACGCCGACGAGCUGGACAUUCUGGUGAACAAACACACGACUGAGGCGGAUCCGUCUGAAGUGCGGUUCAAAGUGGCCGAAAUCAUCAUCCACCCGGACUACAUCCCCUACAUCUCCAGUAAUGACAUCGCCCUGCUCAGGCUUUCGUCCUCGAUGGAGGACCUUUUCUACGACGCGUCGUCGGCGGUGCUGCCGAUCUGCCUGCCGCACAGGACGUGUACCAUCACGGACCCUGCCAGCUGCUUGGUCGGCCAGACAGCGGUCAUCGCCGGCUGGGGCUUGAUCCAGCAGGAGACCUUUGACCAGCCGACGGUCGUGCAGCGAGGCGAGGUGCCUAUCAUCGACAACCGCAACUGCCAGCGCCGUUUCUACGCCUAUCAGGAUGUCGUGCCCAUCUUGCCCAACAUGCUGUGCGCUGGCUUCGAGUUCGGCGAGAUCGACACCUGUCAGGGCGACAGCGGUGGUCCGCUGGCGGUGGCAGGGGCCGACGGCGCUUUCGUGCUGGAAGGCGUUGUCAGCUUUGGCAGAGGCUGCGGCCACGCCAACUUCCCGGGCGUCUACACACGCGUCUCUGCUUUCGCCGACUGGAUCGAGGCAAACAUCUACUAAGCAAAUCAGCUGGAUCGAGGCGAACAUCCAAACAGGCCGGCUGGCAAGCCGGCCCUCCGGCGCUGACGUGAUCCGGAGAGCAAUGUUCAAAGCCGUUGACCCGGAAUACAGGGAAGUCUGCCUCGGACAGCGCGACCACUAGCAAGACGAGGUGGCCUUUAGUGUUGCCAACUAAUUUGGUGGAGGUCGAGCGCUGCUGGCAUUGAACGUAUUGGUGCAUGAUCUUUUCCGAGGCCGACGACCAUGCAGUUCGAGCUGUCAAGCCCUCUCCAAAAUCAGGAAUGUAGCACAAACUUUGUCCACCAUGAUUUAAGGUGUCUGGA